CACUGCACAAACGGUAGUGAAGCCUUUGUCUUAAGCUUAUGAUGCUGAAGGCACCACUCUUGCAGGCAGACACUUAGGCUAAAAUUGCUUAGAAAAGAGUUUCCGUCUUUAUCCACUUGAAGCAGGUGUUUGCGCGAAAAACUGCUGUACCUUUUGGUUGUCAAGUUUUCCGGGUUUGGAUGAGACAGCUCCAGGAAUAGUGACAGAGGUGUGAGGCAGCAAGACCCACACCAAACACCCCCCGGCAGCCAUGCCGCCGCCGGCAGAUAUUGUCAAGGUGGCCAUUGAGUGGCCGGGGGCUUUCCCCAAGCUCAUGGAGAUAGAUCAGAAAAAGCCUCUCUCAGCCAUCAUUAAAGAAGUGUGCGAGGGGUGGUCCUUGGGGAACCCUGAAAACUUUGCUCUGCAGAUUGCUGACGCUACCAAUUUCUACAUCACAGAAAAGAACCGCAAUGACAUUAAGAAUGGUUCAAUCCUGCGCUUGACCAAUUCUCCUUACCAGACAGCAGUGCUGCUUCAUGAGAAUAUCCAGUCAUCCAGCAUGGAUUCCAAACUGGAAUCGCUGAAGAACCUGGCCAAUGCGUCGAGGGAUAUCACCUUCGCCCAGGAGUUCAUCAACCUGGAUGGCAUCUCCCUGCUUACUCAAAUGGUGGAGAGUGGGACUGAGCGGUAUCAGAAACUACAGAAGAUUAUGAAGCCCUGUUUUGGCGACUUGCUGUCCUUCACUCUCACGGCCUUCGUGGAGCUGAUGGAUCAUGGCAUCGUCUCCUGGGACACUUUCUCUGUGGCCUUCAUCAAGAAGAUUGCCAGCUAUGUGAACAAGUCAGCCAUGGACACAGCAGUGCUGCAGCGGUCCUUGGCCAUCCUGGAGUCCAUGGUGCUCAACAGUCAGGAUCUGUACCACAAGGUGGCGCAAGAGAUCACAAUUGGACAGCUCAUCCCCCAUCUUCAAGGGACUGACCAAGACAUUCAGACCUACACUAUUGCUGUCAUCAACGCUCUCUUCCUCAAAGCUCCUGAGGAGAAGAGACAGGAGAUGGCCCACAUUCUUGCCCAGAAACAGCUGCGCUCCAUCAUCCUAAGUAAUGUGAUCCGGAGCAACACACCCAUCAACGACGAGAUGGCCCACCAGCUGUACGUGCUGCAGGUGCUCACCUUCAAUCUCCUGGAGGACCGCAUGAUGACCAAAAUGGAUCCCCAGGACCAGGCUCAGAGGGACAUCAUCUUUGAGCUACGGAGAAUUGCCUUUGACGUGGAGUGUGAGCCCAACAACAGCGGCAGCAUCGAGAAACGCAAGUCCAUGUACACCCGUGACUACAAGAAGCUCGGCUUCAUUAACCAUGUGAAUCCAGCUGUGGAUUUCACCCAGAUACCUCCAGGCAUGCUGGCUCUGGAUAACAUGUUGUACUUUGCCAGACACCACCAGGACGCCUACAUCAGGAUUGUUCUUGAGAACAGCAGUCGAGAAGACAAGCACGAGUGUCCAUUUGGCCGCAGCAGUAUCGAACUGACCAAGAUGCUCUGUGAGAUUCUGAAAGUGGGCGAGCUUCCCAGUGAAAACUGCCACGACUUCCACCCCAUGUUCUUCACCCACGACCGUUCCUUCGAGGAGUUCUUCUGCAUCUGCAUCCAGCUGCUCAACAAGACCUGGAAGGAGAUGAGAGCUACAAGUGAAGACUUCAACAAGGUAAUGCAGGUGGUGAGGGAGCAGAUCAUGCGAGCACUGACUCUCAAGCCUAAUUCCCUGGACCAGUUCAAGAGUCGCCUGCAGAACCUGAGCUACACAGAGAUCCUGAAGAUACGUCAGUCGGAGAGGAUGAAUCAGGAAGACUUCCAGUCCCGCCCCAUCCUGGAGCUGAGGGAGAAGAUCCAGCCAGAGAUCAUGGAGCUGAUCAAACAACAGAGACUCAACAGGUUGUGUGAGGGAACCUGCUUCAGGAAAAUCAGUAGUCGCAGGAGGCAAGAUAAGUUUUGGUAUUGUCGACUGUCUCCGAACCAUAAAGUCCUGCACUAUGGAGACCUGGAGGAGAGCCCUCAGGGCGAGGUGCCCCACGACUCUUUACAGGACAAAUUGCCUGUGGCUGAUAUCAAAGCUGUUAUCACCGGCAAAGACUGUCCUCACAUGAAGGAGAAGGGAGCCCUGAAGCAAAACAAGGAGGUGUUAGAGCUGGCCUUCUCUGUCCUCUACGAGUCCGACGAGUAUUUAAACUUUAUUGCUCCUGACAAGCAUGAGUACUGCGUGUGGACAGAUGGUCUAAACGCCCUCCUGGGUAAAGAGAUGACCAGCGAUUACACCAAAUCUGACAUGGACACCCUGCUCUCCAUGGAGAUGAAACUCCGCCUCUUGGAUCUAGAGAACAUCCAGAUUCCCGAGAACCCGCCCCCAAUUCCCAAAGAACCUAGCAACUAUGACUUUGUUUAUGACUGUAACUAGACAAACAACCCACGAGCCCGGACCCAAGCCCACCCCAGCACCUGCUGUACUCACUGGACCAAUCCCCUUUCUUACAAACUACAACAAAAAUGAAUCUAACCAAUAUAACAUAAAAAAUGAACUGUGAUUAAAAGAAAAACGGAUUUAUUGAGCCUUUUUCCUCUUGCUUCUCGCUAGACCUUUAUAAGAGGGAAAACGGCGCAUAUUAAUAGGCUCGUUGAACUUGAGGACUCUGGGUCUCGGGGUGCAGCUCUUCACACAGUACUUGCAGAGUCAUCAGGUUGCCACAGAGAAGAGAAACCAGGAAGUAUUUGUUUGGCCCGCCGUUGGUCAUUCUGUGUCUUCUUCCUCGCUCUCCUCCUGUGUCUGAAAACUCACUUAACUUCUUCUUCUCGGCCAAUGCGCCAGCUGUCAGUUUGCUUGAAGAUUGUUGUAGAGAAAUGCUUAGAAAAUUCUAUUUGAUUCAGCUUCCUUGUUGUCCUUUUUAUGUUUAUUUUAUUAUUUUUCCUCAGGGCUAUUGUGUGGGGAGGGAUAAG
This is a messenger RNA of Scomber japonicus (chub mackerel), 2967 nucleotides long. RefSeq names its product engulfment and cell motility 1 (ced-12 homolog, C. elegans) (gene elmo1). The record is from RefSeq and is a predicted model, not a curated record. Gene Ontology annotation, biological process: cell motility; actin filament organization. The transcript has 22 exons. NCBI's taxonomy places the organism in Eukaryota, Metazoa, Chordata, Actinopteri, Scombriformes, Scombridae. Gene Ontology annotation, cellular component: guanyl-nucleotide exchange factor complex; plasma membrane. The coding region runs from base 251 to 2431 and encodes 726 amino acids.